Molecule: messenger RNA, 1508 nt
Organism: Benincasa hispida (wax gourd)
Lineage: Eukaryota; Viridiplantae; Streptophyta; Magnoliopsida; Cucurbitales; Cucurbitaceae
Product: plant intracellular Ras-group-related LRR protein 6-like
Cellular component (GO): cytoplasm
Molecular function (GO): protein binding
Source: RefSeq, a predicted model, not a curated record
ACACAUCCUUAUAACUACAACCAAAAAAUAAGUCUAUUCUAUUCUAAUCUGUUCCAAUUCCAUUUUUUUUUAACACACUCUCUCUUUUGUGUUGCUUUUGUUUGGUUUCUUGGAGAAUAGGUAAGAAAAAAAAAGAAAAAAGAUUUGAGUUGAUCUUGUGGGGGAAGCUAUGAACAUGUUGUUUGAGCAGCAGCUGCGGCAGCCAGCCACGGAGGCGGGCAUGACGAUGGGGGCCGGGAGGAGGAUGGUGGCCAUGACGAUGCCCGGGACCGGGGUGGCGGUGGCGGCCGAGAGAAAUAGAAGGGUGGUGGAGGAGGCUGAGAGGCUUGAGAUUGUGGAUUUGAGUGGCAUUUCUUUGAAUUCUUUGCCCAAUCCUAAUCUAAAUUUGGCCACCAUUUGCAAAUUAGACCUCUCUAAUAAUAACCUUCAGAGCAUCCCAGAGUCUCUCACAGCAAGAUUGUUAAACGUUGUGGUAUUAGACGUUCACUCAAACCAAUUAAAAUCUCUUCCUCAUUCCAUUGGUUGUUUGGGUAAGCUCAAGACUUUAAAUGUCUCUGGCAAUCUCAUUGCUACCCUUCCCAAAACUCUUGUUGAUUGCAGAUCCUUGGAAGAAUUGAACGUGAAUUUCAACAAGUUAACAAAACUUCCAGACGCAUUAGGGUUUGAAAUAAGAAACCUAAAGAAGCUCUCAGUAAACUCUAACAAGCUUAUUUAUCUUCCCAACUCCAUCUCCCACCUCACCAACCUUCGUGUCCUCGAUGCCCGCCUAAAUUGCCUUACUUCUCUCCCCGAUGACCUUGAAAACCUAAUUAAGCUAGAAGUCUUGAAUGUCAGCCAAAACUUUCACCAUCUUAAAGCUUUGCCUUAUUCCAUUGGUCUUUUGUUGUCUUUAGUCGAACUAGACAUUAGCUACAAUAGAAUAACCGCUCUCCCCGACUCCAUUGGCUGUCUCAAGAGACUUCACAAACUUUGCGUUGAUGGAAAUCCUUUAUCUUCUCCGCCACCACUCGUGUUCGAACAAGGACUACAUGCUGUCAAGGAAUAUUUGAGUGAGAAGAUGAAUGCAGGACAUAGUAGCUCUCAUAAGAAGAAGUCAUGGGUGGGGAAGUUAGUUCGAUAUGGAACCUUUAAUGGCGGAUAUGGGUACUUUAGAACUACUGAGCCACGUGAGGAUCGAGAAGCCUUCAUGUGGUCUCAGUAUCGCUCCAUUGAUGGUCUCACUUCGCCGAGGUAUGUCGGUAUAUUCUCGCCACGUCGCUUUUUCUCGACACGGGGGUACUUCACUAGAUGAGGCUAUUUCCAAUGCUGUCAUCCAAAAUAUAUAUUUGAUUUUCAUAAGAAAGACUAAUCUCAAUUUUAUCAUUUCAUUUUUCAUAGUGAAGUUUGAGAAACUCUUAAUAGAACAAAGUGGUGUAACCCUAUCUGUUACAUAAUGUAGUGUCCACCACGACACGUAUGCCUUUUUAUAGCUUUUUAGAGCAUUUUUAAUAGAAAUGCUAUUAAAGAAA